Messenger RNA from Trichosurus vulpecula (common brushtail), 393 nucleotides. Its product is annotated as cystatin-A5-like. The record is from RefSeq and is a predicted model, not a curated record. The transcript has 4 exons. Gene Ontology annotation, cellular component: cytosol. NCBI's taxonomy places the organism in Eukaryota, Metazoa, Chordata, Mammalia, Diprotodontia, Phalangeridae. The annotation marks the transcript as partial. Gene Ontology annotation, molecular function: cysteine-type endopeptidase inhibitor activity.
UUAACUUAUUAUAUGACAAUGCUUUAUAUUUAUGGUCAUGAAUUAACACAUAGUAACAGUUCCAGUAUCCUCUUCUACAAAGAAAUGGACACCAUGGUGAUAAAAGGAGGCUUAAGUGAAACUAAACCUGCAACUCCAGAAAUCCAGAAGAUGGUUGAUGAGGUAAAGCCACAGUUGGAAAAAAAGACCAACGAAAAAUAUGACUGCUUUGAGGCUGUAAGUUACAGAAGCCAAGUGGUUGCUGGCAGCAUGUAUUAUGUAAAGGUGCAUAUUGGGGGUAAUAAAUAUGUACAUUUGAAUAUAUAUGAACCUCUCCCUCAGAUGAAUGAACCAAUAGAGCUUUCAGACUACCAGACUGGCAAAACCAAGGAAGAUGAAGUGAACUUCUUUUAG